Messenger RNA from Aedes aegypti (yellow fever mosquito), 401 nucleotides. RefSeq lists its product as uncharacterized. Lineage: Eukaryota; Metazoa; Arthropoda; Insecta; Diptera; Culicidae. The transcript has a single exon. Bases 42 to 401 code for a protein of 119 amino acids. Gene Ontology annotation, molecular function: monooxygenase activity; heme binding; iron ion binding. The record is from RefSeq and is a predicted model, not a curated record.
UCUCGGUCACAUUUCUUUAAAGUUACAACCGAAAACCCAAAAUGUGUCUCUACCUUUUGGUGUCCACAUUUGUCCUGGCAUUCGUUUGGAUUUGUGAAAGCCUCCGGCGGAAGAAUGCUUUCGCCAAAAACCUUCCGAUGGCAAAACCCAUAAAGUCGUUUCUCGGCGUUGAUUACUCGAUCAUGGACAUGAGCGACGAGGAGCGAUUCGAAGUCAUGAACGAUUGCUUUGCGCGCUUCGACCGGCUGUUUGUGUUCUACACCGGGCCACUUCUGGUUCUGGCCGUUAGUCAUCCGGACCUGGUGCAGAAGUUGCUGUCCCAUCCGGAUUGUUUGGAGAAACCGUACUUCUACGACUUUGUGAAGUUUGAGCAGGGAAUUUUCUCGGCGAAAUGUGAGUGA